CUCAUUUUCUUAUACAGUGGUUCAUGAACGCAGCACAGCUCAGUCAGCAGCGUCUACGAGACAGCGACUAUACACAACAUGCCAGUAGACGUGAGCGAGUGGUCCGGCUCUCUCGAGCUACAGCAGGUUGAUGAGAAGCCAGCUCUGCCCCUGACAGUUAAAUACGGCUCCGUUGAAAUAGACGAGCUCGGCAAAGUGCUCACCCCAACACAGGUGCAGAGUAGACCCACCUGCCUCCAGUGGGAGGGAUGUGACUCCAGUAAGAUGUACACCCUGGCUCUUACUGACCCUGAUGCUCCAAGCAGGAAAGAGCCCAAAUUCAGAGAGUGGCACCAUUUUCUGGUGGUCAACAUGAAAGGGAAUGACAUCUCGUCUGGCUGCGUGUUGUCGGACUAUGUGGGCUCUGGUCCUCCUAAGGGCACAGGUCUGCACAGGUAUGUGUGGCUGGUGUACGAGCAGCCAGGCAGCCUGUCCUGCUCAGAGCUCGUCCUCAGCAAUCGCUCGGGAGACGGCCGUGGCAAGUUCAAGAUCCAGAGCUUCAGGCAGAAAUACAACCUUGGCGCUCCGGUGGCUGGAACAUGCUACCAGGCGGAGUGGGACGACUAUGUGCCCAAACUGUAUGAGCAGCUGGCUGGAAAAUAAAUAAAAACUUAAUUCUAGAACUCUCAGCACUAGGAAUUUCUGAUGGUUUACAGGAAAUUCCCACACUUGCAAAAGUUAAAAGAAAAAACCCUUUGUUUGCCACUGAUAAUAUCCUCUUUUCCCGCUGUUGCCUUCCAUGCUGUAACAGAAAUAAAAACUCACUGUUACUUAAACUAAUUUGCAAUAAAUCAGUUUAACACUGA
This is a messenger RNA of Solea senegalensis (Senegalese sole), 845 nucleotides long. It is a transcript of the gene pebp1, whose product is annotated as phosphatidylethanolamine binding protein 1. Lineage: Eukaryota; Metazoa; Chordata; Actinopteri; Pleuronectiformes; Soleidae. The record is from RefSeq and is a predicted model, not a curated record. The transcript is spliced from 4 exons. Gene Ontology annotation, biological process: negative regulation of MAPK cascade. The coding region runs from base 79 to 642 and encodes 187 amino acids.